AAGAACCAGCCCAAGAUGAAGCUUUUCGCAUUGCUGAUCUUCUGCGUGGCGGCAGCCACUGCUCUUCCUCUUGAAGAGAUUGGCGAGGAACAUAUUCCGGAGCCUUACAAGAGAGUAGGCGAGGAACAAAUUCCGGAGCCUUACAAGAGAGUAGGCGAGGAACAAAUUCCGGAGCCUUACAAGAGAGUCGGCGAGGAACAAAUUCCGGAGCCAUACAAGAGAGUAGGUGAGGAACAAAUUCCGGAGCCUUACAAGAGAGUAGGCGAAGAACAAAUUCCGGAGCCAUACAAGAGAGUAGGCGAGGAACAAAUUCCGGAGCCAUACAAGAGAGUAGGCGAGGAACAAAUCCCGGAGCCAUACAAGAGAGUAGGCGAGGAACAAAUCCCGGAGCCAUACAAGAGAGUAGGCGAGGAACAAAUUCCGGAGCCUUACGAAGAGAUCGGAGAGGAACAUAUUCCGGAGCCAUACAAGAAGGUCGGCGAGGAACAAAUUCCGGAGCCAUACGAGGAGCAGGGAUUCGAGCAGAACUGGCAGCUUGUGCCCGAUGGUGAUGGCCGUUUGCAUCUUGUGAACACUGAUCCUUUCAAUCUGGGUAGCCAGGAUGAACCUGCGCCUUUGUUCAAUGCUGAUGCUGAUACCAUCUUCAUGCUGUUCACCCGCAACAACCGUAAUAGUGGACAUCGUAUCACUCCUGGCAAUGCUGGCACUCUUGGACCGCACUGGAACGGAGGUCGUCAGACCCGUUUCAUUAUUCACGGUUGGAACAACAAUGGAGGAUCGGAAGUGAAUGUUAAUAUCCGCAAUGCUUAUCUUGACCGGGCUGAUCUCAACGUGAUCGUUGUUGACUGGGGUGGUGGUGCACAGAACCCGAACUAUGUGACGUCCCGCAACCACAUCACUGCUGUCGGUGCUGCCGUAGCUCGUUUCAUCGAUUUCUUGAACCAGAGCGGAGGCAUGUCCUUCAACAACGUUUACGUUACUGGACACAGUCUCGGAGGUCAUACUGCCGGUAUUGUAGGCAAGCGUGUGACUCGUGGUCGUUUGAACACGGUUGUGGCGUUGGAUCCUGCUCUCCCGCUUUUCUCCAUCAACGAUCCUGGAAACCGUGUGGCGUCAGGAGAUGCCAACUACGUUGAGGUGAUCCACACGAACGGAGGACUGCUCGGUUUCGAUCUACCCAUCGGUCAGGCUGAUUUCUAUCCCAACGGUGGUCGCAGCCAGCCUGGAUGUGGUGUUGAUUUGGCAGGUACCUGUGCUCAUAGCCGUGCUCAUCAAUUCUUCGCCGAAUCGGUGCGUCCGGCACAGAGUGGUUUCAACUCUGUCCGUUGCGCGAACUACGAUCAGAUCCUGAACAACAACUGCGUGUCGUCGGGAGCUAACGCUCGCAUGGGCGGAGAGCCUUCCAACGUUGGUCGUGGCGUAAAUGGAGUGUACUUCCUCACCACCAAUGCCCAGAGUCCGUUUGCACAAGGUCAAGCAGCUUCCCUGUCCGCUCCUGCUUCGAACCAAUGGAUGCUAAUUCCAGACGGUAAUGGACGGUUACAUCUGGCCAACCUGAACCCGUACAACAUUGACGAGACCGUACCGGAGCCUCUUUUCACCGCUGGUACUGAUACGAUCUUCCGGCUGUAUACUCGCAGCAACCGUGACAUGCCACAGGUCGUGCAGUUGAACAAUGCCGAUUCCUUGUCGGCAUCGAACUUCAACACCGCUCACCCGACCCGCUUCAUCAUCCACGGAUGGAACAACGAUGGGUUCUCGGAGGUGAACAUGAUCUUGAAGGAUGCCUGGUUGGAUCGUGGAGACUUUAACGUGUUCACCGUCGACUGGGGAGUUGGCGCACAGACCAUUAACUACCCGUUUGCUCGGGCACGUGUGUCAGCCGUCGGCAACGUAGUGUCUACGUUCAUCAACUUCUUGCAGGCGAACACGGGCAUCAGUUUCGCUAGCAUCAGUAUUGCGGGCCAUAGUCUCGGUGCACACGCCGCUGGCAAUGCUGGAUUCUUCCAGUUCGGUCGCCUGAACACGAUCUUCGGUAUGGAUCCGGCUCUGCCACUGUUUUCGCUGGACAGCAAUGAUCGAUUGACGCUGAAUGAUGCACAGUACGUUGAGUCGAUACACACCAAUGCCGGUCUGCUUGGGUUCGAUUUGCCUCUUGGACAGGCCUCCUUCUACCCGAAUGGAGGACGCACCCAGCCUGGAUGUGGCGUUGACAUUGCCGGUGCUUGUGCGCACGGCCGUGCGUAUGAAUUCUUGGCCGAAUCGAUUGUAUCCGGUGGAUUCACCUCGGUUCGAUGUGGCUCGUAUGAUGAGAUUCUUACUGGAAACUGCUCUGUACAAGGCGCGAGCCGUCCGAUGGGUGGUGAGCCGUCCAACUUUGGCACCGGAACUGAGGGUGUCUUCACGCUCUCUACUCGUGCCGCGGCUCCGUUCUCUCUUGGAUAAACCCGUGUCCCUCUUUAGUGUAUGUGUACAUUUAAAAAUAAAUUUGGCUUAUAUUUAAGCUCCAAUCAUGACCAACGUU
This is a messenger RNA of Anopheles funestus (African malaria mosquito), 2524 nucleotides long. RefSeq lists its product as uncharacterized. Lineage: Eukaryota; Metazoa; Arthropoda; Insecta; Diptera; Culicidae. Gene Ontology annotation, biological process: lipid metabolic process. The transcript has 4 exons. The record is from RefSeq and is a predicted model, not a curated record. Gene Ontology annotation, molecular function: lipase activity. The coding region runs from base 16 to 2445 and encodes 809 amino acids.